AUACUUAUGUCAAAUAUGGCCUCAGCCGAGGGUAGCACCGGUCGAAAAAUGCCCGCCAUUGAGCACAAGUUGAACAUUACGGAGGAGGAAAUACCAGACGCCGUACGCAUCAUAGCUGAGCAGCAAGGAGAAUGCCCGAAGACCAAUCAGGAAAAAAUCGAAGAAUUUCGCAAUUAUAUAUUGGAGCACAAGGAUUGUCAGCCCCAUCGGAACGAUGACAAUUACCUGCAAAAGUUUCUACGUACACGCUAUUGGAAAAUAGAGAAUAGCUACAGAUUGCUUUGCAACUAUUACAAAUUCCGCGAGGAUAACAAAAAAUACUAUGAGAAAGUGCGUCCCUUAGACUUGCGUCAUCUGGGCGACGAUGAUAUAUUGACUGUGACGCCAUAUCGCGAUCAAUUGGGACAUCGCAUACUGAUCUAUCGGUUCGGUCGCUGGCGACCGAAUCGCGUGACUGUGGAUGACAUAUUUCGCGCAACUAUAAUUCUGCAGGAACUGGGUUCCCUUGAGCCCAUCUCCCAGAUAAUGGGCGGCGUGGCCAUAUUUGAUCUAAAGGACCUUGCACUCGAGCAUCUGCUGCACCUGAGUCCCAGCGUGGCACAGAAGAUGAUUGCAUUGCUAGUAACCUCCAUGCCCUUGCGCACUGCGGCCCUGCACAUAGUCAAUCAGAACUGGCUCUUUAAUGCGGCAUUUAAGAUCUUUAAGCCUUUCCUCAACGCCUCCAUGCGAGAAAAACUCUAUAUACAUGGCAGCGAUAUGAGCUCCCUGCAUAAGCAUAUAUAUCCAGAACACCUGCCCAAGCGGUAUGGCGGGCUACAUGACGAUUAUCCCUAUAUGCUCUGGCUAGAUAUGCUGGAGCAACAGUGCGCGGAAAGCGAAAUUCAAAAGGAUAUGGAACAGUUGGGCUUUAUUUUUAACUAAA
Messenger RNA from Drosophila navojoa, 922 nucleotides. Its product is annotated as alpha-tocopherol transfer protein. NCBI's taxonomy places the organism in Eukaryota, Metazoa, Arthropoda, Insecta, Diptera, Drosophilidae. Gene Ontology annotation, cellular component: membrane. The record is from RefSeq and is a predicted model, not a curated record. Gene Ontology annotation, molecular function: phosphatidylinositol bisphosphate binding.